CCGGGUUUCCGGGAAGAUGGCGGCUGUCGAAGCGGCUGCAGAGCCGGUAACAAUGGUGGCGGCUGUUGGGCCAAAAGCGAAAAACGAAGAGGAGGAGGAAGAGGAGCCGCUGCCACCGUGCGAGGCAGUGCGCUGGGCCCCGGUGGGGGCGGUGGCGGAGGUGCAGUUCCGCCUGCGACAGGUGGUGCGCGGGGCGCCGGCGGAGCAGCAGCGCCUUCUGCGUGAGCUCGAAGACUUCGCCUUCCGCGGCUGCCCUCACGUCCUAGGUUACGAAGGGCCCGGCGACCCCGCCAGCGAUGAGGGCGAUGGGCUGCCAGGAGACCGGCCACGGUUGCGGGGCGAGGACCAGAGUGAGCAGGAAAAACAAGAGCGUCUGGAAACCCAAAGGGAGAAGCAGAAAGAACUGAUACUGCAGCUCAAGACCCAGCUAGAUGACCUGGAAACGUUUGCCUAUCAAGAGGGCAGUUACGACUCGCUGCCACAGUCUGUGGUAUUGGAAAGACAGCGGGUGAUCAUAGAUGAGUUAAUAAAGAAACUGGACAUGAAUCUGAAUGAGGACAUCAGUUCCCUGUCCACUGAAGAGCUUCGUCAGCGCGUAGAUGCAGCAGUGGCUCAGAUCGUCAACCCAGCCCGAGUCAAAGAACAGUUGGUUGAGCAACUAAAAACUCAGAUCCGAGACCUCGAGAUGUUCAUCAACUUCAUCCAAGAUGAAGUGGGAAGCCCCUUGCAGACAGGUGGUGGACACUGUGAGUGCAAGGCCGGUGGGAAGACAGGAAAUGGCUGCAGCAGAACAGGCAGCAGCAGACCGCCUCCAGGAGACAGCAGAACAAAGGCGGAGGAUGUGAAGAAAGUCCGGGAGACAGGGCUGCACCUGAUGAGGCGAGCGCUGGCAGUGCUCCAGAUCUUUGCUGUUAGCCAAUUUGGUUGUGCCACAGGCCAGAUCCCUCCAACCCUGUGGCAGAGGGGCCAGGCUGACCGAGACUACUCUCCCUUGCUAAAGAGGCUGGAGGUGUCAGUGGACAGAGUGAAGCAGCUAGCCUUGAGGCAGCAGCCACACGACCAUGUCAUCACCUCUGCCAACCUCCAGGACCUCUCUCUGGGAGGCAAGGAUGAGCUGACUAUGGCUGUGCGGAAGGAGCUGACGGUGGCUGUAAGGGACCUGCUGGCCCAUGGACUGUAUGCCUCCUCCCCAGGGAUGAGUCUUGUUAUGGCUCCUAUUGCUUGUUUGCUGCCAGCCUUCUCCUCGGCCCCUGAGGCCAUGCACCCCUGGGAGCUCUUUGUAAAGUACUACCAUGCUAAGAACGGCCGUGCUUAUGUGGAAUCCCCAGCCCGGAAGCUCUCCCAGUCCUUUGCCCUUCCUGUUACGGGAGGCACUGUUGUGACCCCCAAACAGAGCCUGCUGACAGCCAUCCACAUGGUGCUGACAGAGCACGACCCUUUUAAGCGCAGUGCAGACUCAGAAUUGAAGGCCUUGGUGUGCAUGGCACUGAAUGAGCAGCGUCUGGUGUCCUGGGUGAACCUCAUCUGCAAGUCUGGGUCACUCAUCGAGCCUCACUACCAGCCCUGGAGCUACAUGGCACACACAGGCUUUGAGAGCGCCCUCAACCUGCUCAGUCGCCUCAGCAGCCUCAAGUUUAGCCUCCCUGUAGAUCUGGCUGUGCGCCAGCUCAAAAACAUCAAAGAUGCCUUCUGAUAAGAGUGCCCUAACCCCAGACAAGCUCCUUGCUCAGUAGAGAUAGAUGUGUUAGUCUUCCAGCAUAGCAGCAAGGAAUCAAAGGUGGGGUUAAAGGCUUUUUCGCCAGACCCUGCUCAGGCAGUUGGCCAAAUGAGUGCAAAGUCUGUUUUCCCCACCAACUUAGCAUCUCGGAAAGAUGUGCUGGAGAGACCCUCUUGUUAAGAAGGUUCUACCAGACCGGGCGCAGUGGCUCACGCCUGUAAUCCCAGCUACU
This is a messenger RNA of Mandrillus leucophaeus (drill), 1949 nucleotides long. It is a transcript of the gene RUNDC1, whose product is annotated as RUN domain containing 1. The record is from RefSeq and is a predicted model, not a curated record. The transcript is spliced from 6 exons. Bases 17 to 1693 code for a protein of 558 amino acids. NCBI's taxonomy places the organism in Eukaryota, Metazoa, Chordata, Mammalia, Primates, Cercopithecidae.